Pelodiscus sinensis (Chinese soft-shelled turtle) is the source of this 1102-nucleotide messenger RNA. It is a transcript of the gene TNFRSF13C, whose product is annotated as TNF receptor superfamily member 13C. Gene Ontology annotation, cellular component: external side of plasma membrane. Gene Ontology annotation, biological process: positive regulation of B cell proliferation; T cell costimulation; tumor necrosis factor-mediated signaling pathway. Lineage: Eukaryota; Metazoa; Chordata; Testudines; Trionychidae. Gene Ontology annotation, molecular function: signaling receptor activity. The record is from RefSeq and is a predicted model, not a curated record.
UGUAUCUCCCUCUCACACAGGCCCCUGGGCUGUGUGAAUUCACAUUUGGGUGGCAUUCGUCUAACUCUCCACGUGAUAAAGAAAUUUUUAUUCUGACUCAGACAUGGCGCAGAAAAGCUCAGACGCUACCUGCUCCCAAUCCCUGUGCUUCGACAUCUUGACCAAGGCAUGUGUGAGCUGCUCAGAACUAGCUGGAAAAUCCAAGGAGGAGACAACAUACCACAUCACCAGCAUAGCCCCCACUUCAACCCAAGCACCUGUCCUUAGCCCAAUUUUGCUCUUUGGGAUCCCUGCUUUAGUGGGGCUAGUCCUGGUACUGGUUGCUCUUUGGGUAUUGCUGGUCUGUCGAGUGAGGAGGUGGCGGCAGAGGAAGAAGAGGAGACCCGAUGAAAAACCCAAGGAAAAUCUGUGCAACGUCACUUCCUGUGAAAGCCAAGCCUGUAAGAGACUGAAGCUGCCAGAAGAAAAUGAUCAUGUACUGGAAACCUGCCCACACCUGAAUGGCGCCCUGAAGCAUGCUGGGCCAGCAGGAAGAGGGGAUUUCUCAAAGAAGAAGCCAGUCUUCCAAGCUGGGGCAGGAAGUGAUGUCAUUAAGCUCGCUGCUCUAUCCACCGGCAAUGAAGAAUGUGACCAUGGCUUCCCGCUACCGGCAACUGAACUGGGAGCCACUGUCCUGGUGACCACAAAGACUAUUCAGAAUAACUGCGCCAUCGAGGAGAGACCAUGACAGCAGGCAGAAUAGGACUGGUGCUAGCUGGAUGCUUCUGAAAGUGACUAAAUACCUUCAUGUAGGUGCUAAAUGUGUUACAUGGAAAUGUCUUAAAUCAGAAUGAGGCUUUUUCCUGAAGCUAAGUCAGCCUCCUUUGCCUUUUGCUUUUCAUAUUUCCCCCUUUACAUGGCAGUUGAAGCCAGAAAGUCCCCAUAAUGCCCCAAACCAGUGGAGAAUACUUGAGUGAAAGGUAUUGUCCCUGAUCUAUGAAGACUGUAGCUGGAGAGGCUAGAAGAGAGAUGGCACAUGAGGAAAAGUGACUGUUCAGAGUCAGCUUACCAACUGCAUGAUUGCUGCAGCACCAGGCACGGGAGAACUCGCACCCAUGUUUUA